AUGGGCGCUAAUAAAUCAAGUAACACAAAAGACGCCAAUGAACCAUCAUUGCCAGGCCCGACAACGAUUCUUGACCGACGUUGUAUUAGCAUUCUCAAAGCUAAGAAUGCUGUUCUUAUCUGUUUGAAUGUUAAUAAUAACACUGAUGACAAAAGUAAAAAUUGGCAGCAGGUGAUUGCAGGAUUACAGCGUGUUGUCACUAGCAUAAUUACACAUUCAGAUACUGAACAGUGUUUCGAAUUUAUCAAUAGUGUUAAUUAUACUAAAGUAUGUAUCGUCCUUCCAGGAUCACUUGGACAACAAUUUGUACCUCGUAUACACGAUUUGUCACAAAUAGACUCAAUUCUAAUCUAUUCAGAAAAUAAACCAGAUGACGAACAAUGGAGCAAGGGCUUUUCCAAAGUACAAGGAGUCUUUACAGAAGUUCCAACCAUCAGUGAAGCUCUCAAACAAGCAGCUCGUAAUUGUGAACAAAAUGCCAUGCCCGUUAGUCUUUUGGGUUCAAAUAAGAAUUUCAGUCAAUUGGAUUUCUCCUUUGUUUACAUUCAAAUCGUCAAGGAAAUCAUUUUCGCAAGAAAUUAUGACGACAAAGAUAUGAAAGAAUUUAUUAGUAAUUGCCGUGAACUUUUCGCAGAUAAUCCAGAGGAAAUGAAACAAAUCAAAGAAUUCGAGAGCAAAUAUCGUAGCGAAACACCUAUCUGGUGGUAUACUAAUGAUUGUUUUAUACGUCCUAUGCUUGACCGUGCUUUACGAAUGAUGAAUGCAGAAAUCCUGACACACAUAAGCUUCUUCAUUGCUGAUCUUUAUAAACAAAUCGAAGAAUUGCACAAAGAACAACAUCAAGCUCAAUCUACAACUCUAACAGUUUAUUGUGCUCAAGGCUUGUCCAAGGCAGAUUUCGAACAAGUGAAAAAAAGUCAACGUGGAUUAAUGUCCUUCAAUAGCUUUCUCCUGACUAAUAAAAUUUCCAAACCGUCACUUGAUUAUGCUCAAAACGUCGGCACGAAGGGAGAUACUGUUGGAAUUAUGUUCGUGAUAAAGAUUGAACCUUCUCAAUCAAAUCCUCCGUUUGCGUCUAUCAGCGCCGUAAGUCAUUCUCAUGCAGAAGAUGACAUUUUGUUUGCAAUGCACUCGACGUUUCGCAUCACUGAUAUUAAACGGUUAACGGCUAAUAAUCGACUUCAAGAAGUGUAUUUGACACCUGUGGGCAACAACGAUAAAGAUCUCACCGCAGUGAAGAAUACUAUUCGGCAAGAAACGUUUCCAGACAAACAAGGGUGGGCGCGAUUAGCUGAAGUUUUGGUUAAACUCAAUUACCUUGAUCAAGCUGAACACAUUUAUCUCAUAGUAUUAAAUCAAAUAGAGGAAAUGAACGAGAAAGCCAACAUCUUUCAUCAGCUUUGUGCGAUUAAAGAGAAACAAGAACGAUAUGCGGAAGCAGCAACAUUCUAUGAGCAACUAGCAGCUUUCUAUCGAGAUAACCCUCCGAACGAUCAACUCGAACUAGCAAAUGUAUAUUUCUCUCUUGGUGCUACAUAUUAUAAACUGGGUAAUUCUCUCCAAGCAUUGGCAGCUCAUAAAGAAGCCGUGACGAUUCGCGAAAAAUCACUCCCAGCCGAACAUCUCGAUUUAGCUAAGUCAUAUGAAAUCAUCAGUUCGAUAUAUACUAGUAUGGGUGAUUAUCAAGCAGCACUUCCGUACCUUGAAAAAGACCUUGCAAUUAAUCAAAAACUGACACCGUCAAAUCAUGCCUACUUCAUCAAGUCCUGUAUGAAUAUUGGUAUGGUAUGUUUUAGCUUGCAAGACUAUCCGAAAGCAUUGUCUUAUUACGAAAAAGUUCUUGAGAUUCAGACUAAAACACUUCCGGCUAAUCAUCGUGAUUUUGCCAAGACAUACAACAACUUGGGCGCUGUGCAUAACAGCAUGUCCGAGUAUCAGAAAGGUCUUGUAUGUCAUGAAAAGGCAUUGGCAAUUCGAGAAAAGACACUCUCAUCCAAUCAUCCUGACUUUGGCACGUCGUACAACAAUAUUGGUGUGACAUAUGAAAACAUGGGCGACUACGCUAAAGCGUGUACAUUCUUCGAACGUGCUAUCCAAUUUGGUGAGCGUACAUUGCCAGCGGAUCAUCCCGCUUUGCAAGUGCGCAGAGAUAAUUUAGCUCGAGCCAAAAAGCUAUUGUAA
Messenger RNA from Adineta ricciae, 2181 nucleotides. NCBI's taxonomy places the organism in Eukaryota, Metazoa, Rotifera, Eurotatoria, Adinetida, Adinetidae. The record is from the annotation of a GenBank genome assembly.